ACGGACGGACGGACGGCCGAGCGGCCGAGGCGAGCGCGCACUCGGACGCGCCCGGACGCAGCUCGCCCGGCGGCGGCGGCGGCGAUCACCGGCCGGUCCGGCAGCCGCGGCGCCCGCCCUCGCCCGCGCCCCAUGGGGUCACAGAGUCUGUAGAAGAGGCAGCACCAGACUUCCCAAUGAACAACCGAAAGGAAGAUAUGGAAAUCACGUCCCACUACCGGCACCUGCUCCGCGAGCUCAACGAGCAGAGGCAGCACGGCGUCCUGUGCGACGUCUGCGUGGUCGUGGAGGGCAAGGUCUUCAAGGCGCACAAGAACGUCCUGCUCGGGAGCAGCCGCUACUUCAAGACGCUGUACUGCCAGGUGCAGAAGACGUCGGACCAGGCCACGGUCACCCACCUGGACAUCGUCACGGCCCAGGGCUUCAAGGCCAUCAUCGACUUCAUGUACUCGGCGCACCUGGCGCUCACCAGCAGGAACGUCAUCGAGGUGAUGUCGGCCGCCAGCUUCCUGCAGAUGACGGACAUCGUGCAGGCGUGCCACGACUUCAUCAAGGCCGCGCUGGACAUCAGCAUCAAGUCCGACGCCUCCGACGAGCUCGCGGAGUUCGAGGUGGGCGCCCCGGCCGGCGGCAGCACGGAGGCGCUGAUCUCCGCCGUGAUGGCCGGAAGGAGCAUCUCCCCGUGGCUGGCUCGGCGAACGAGCCCCGCCAACUCCUCCGGGGACUCGGCCAUCGCCAGCUGCCACGAAGGAGGGAGCAGCUACGGGAAGGAGGACGCAGAGCCCAAGGCCGAUGGCCCCGACGACGUCUCCUCGCAGUCGCUGUGGCCGGGAGACGUGGGCUUCGGGCCUUUGCGCAUCAAGGAAGAGCAGGUCUCGCCGUCUGCGUACGGGGCCGGCGAGCUGCCGUCCGCCAAGGACGCCGCAGGGCAGAACUUCUCGGAGCAGGGCGCCGGGGACGGCUGGCAGCCCACGGGCCGCAGGAAGAACCGGAAAAACAAGGAGACCGUGCGGCACAUCACGCAGCAGGUGGAGGACGACAGCCGCGCCAGCUCCCCGGGCUGCCCCUUCCUGCCGGCGUCGGGGUGGCCCUUCGGCAGCCGAGACUCAAAUGCAGACCUGACUGUCACGGAGGCCAGCAGCUCGGACAGCCGCGGGGAGCGGGCGGAGCUCUACGCGCAGGUGGAGGACGGCCUCCUGGGAGGCGAAGCCGGCUACCUGGGCGCGGCCCUCACCCCCGAGAAGGACGACGCGCUGCACCAGGCGACCGCGGUGGCCAACCUGCGAGCAGCGCUCAUGAGCAAGAACAGCCUGCUGUCCCUCAAGGCCGACGUGCUGGGGGACGACGGCUCCCUGCUGUUCGAGUACCUGCCCAAAGGUGCCCACUCGCUGUCCCUGAACGAGUUCACAGUGAUCAGGAAGAAGUUCAAGUGCCCGUACUGCAGCUUCUCGGCCAUGCACCAGUGCAUCCUGAAGCGGCACAUGCGCUCGCACACGGGGGAGCGGCCCUACCCCUGCGAGAUCUGCGGGAAGAAGUUUACGCGGCGGGAGCACAUGAAGCGGCACACGCUGGUCCACAGCAAGGACAAGAAGUACGUGUGCAAGGUGUGCAGCCGCGUGUUCAUGUCUGCCGCCAGUGUGGGCAUCAGGCACGGCUCCCGGCGCCACGGCGUGUGUGCCGACUGCGCUGGCCGUGGCAUGGCCGGGCCUCGGGACCACGGCGGCGGGGGCGGCGAGGGCUCCCCGGAGGCGCUGUUCCCCGGUGACGGGCCCUACCUGGAGGACCCCGAGGACCCUCGCGGUGAGGGCGAGGAGCUGGGCGAGGACCUGGCCCCCGAGGACGCGCUGCUGGGGGACAAGGACGAGGACGACUCGCCACAGCCCCGCAGCCCCUCGGGGGGCGACAAGGACUUUGCCUGGAUCUCCUAGAGCCGCCCCGCGGGCGGGGCGGUGGCUGCGUCACUUUGUCCACCUGCGUGUGCAUCUCCAUGGGUCCCACUCCCGGGGGCCGCACUGGCCCCUCCCGUGGCCCCUCCCGCGGUCCCCCGACAGAAACCAGCUCCGUGGGCUAAGCCGCAGGUUGGACCUGGCGCCUGGGGGGCCGCAGCAAAGCCCAGCGACAGGGGGCACAGGCUGGGUUUGUGCUCGGCUGGCGCAGGGGUGAGGCCCCAGCAGGUGGUGCGAGCGUGUGGGUGCCCAGCCAGCGUGGACACCUCCCCCGUGGCCCCCAGGGAGCUCCUGUGGCCAGCCUGGCUUGGAGGCAUGAUGGCCCACGGCCUGGUCGCGAGUGCCACCCAGGGGCCACAGGUCUGAGUAGGUGCUGAGAGCUUUGCAUACCCCUGGCCCCCGCUCAGGCCCACCCAUUCCCCUCCCCUCAGCACCAGGUCACUGCCCGUGGCUGCAGCCGUGGCCGUCCCCUUGCUGGUGCCAGUGGCCCCGCGGCAGCCUGUAGAAUCCAGGUCCGUGCACGGAAGGCCCCGCGACCCUCUUACCUCUGGGCUUUGGUGCUUACACAGAACACGCUGCAACCCCGCUGGAGGCCGGGGGGCGCCAGGUGCUAUUUUCGGGUGGACCCGGCCUGGGUGGGGUCUGGCCUGGCCCCUGGACGCCUCUUCAGGCCACACUGGGCUCCCUGCGCCUGCCAGGAGACCCUGGGCCGCCCUGUCCACCCUGGGCCUGCGUCCGCUGUGCCCCGGCCUGGUGCCCUGGCUGCCCCCCAGGGCGGGCGGAGCGGGCUCCUGCCUUUGUUGCUGCUAACGCUGGCGGUGGGUGUUCCUAACUGCAGUGUGCUGCUCACACCUCCCCGCGUGGGUAACCAAAUUUUUAAGUAGUCAGAGACAUAUUGAGGUAGUUACAUAAAGUUAUUUUGUUUGGCAUUAUUUUUCUCACUUGACAAAACUAUAUGGGGUUGAUUUCCUUUAACUUGUGGUCCAGUCCUCUCGCUGUAUUUUCAAGGAGCUCCCAACGUAUUCUUUCUUUUUCUGGGUGAAAAGCAAAGGUCCCACCCUGUGCCCGCAGCGCAGCCCUGGCUCUGGGGGCCGACCCUGCCCCGUCUUCCCGUCCGGCCAGGACAUUCCGCCUCCCUCCGGCGCGCGCCGGGCGUGGUGCUUAGGGACGAGGCGGACGCAGCUGAGCACCCCAGACCCGCCCUGUGCACGGACUCCUUGGGGCGCUGAGCGUUAGCACCAACCAGAGAGAGUUUUUAUUUUCUUUCUCCAGACCGUAGGCCAGAAUGGCUUUUACCAACUGUCAGGCAGCGAGUGUCCCUGACACCAGGCCCGAGCGCCAGCGUCCCCUCCUGCUGCUGCUCAGGGGCGCUGGGCUGGCCCCGUGGUGGACACACGGGGGGCGGCGCUGUCCUCGGGGUCCUGUGCCACAGGGAGAAGUCGGCCUUUGUUUUUGUAAAUCAGCCACUGUUGCUCCGGCUCACAGGAGGUGCUGUGCCCGCACACAGCCCGCAGCGGGCGCCUGGAGGCCGGGUGCUCCUUGGGUCAGGCGUCGGGGCACAGGGUCCUCCCUGCCCAGCCUCUGCCUGCGGUGGGUGGGCUCGGCCGCCUGCCCCCCAGGGGGACAACACAGCCAAGCCCCCGUCCCCCAGGGAAGCUGCAGGCUGAGCCCCUCCGCCCUCACCCCGGCCAGCCUGGCCAGACCGCUCCCUCACUCGUCGAACCCCUUUUCUAUACUUUCUUAUAAAACGCAUCUGGAAACCAGACCUUUGCUACCAAGUGUCUCUGGGUUUUGUACCAGUUCCCACCUCUCAGCCCGUCGGCCCAGGACCCCGGCCCUCCUGCAAAGGCGCCUCCGCGGCCACACUCAGGGUGUCCUGCUCUCCCGGCCGGCCCGCGCCCCGCCUGGGCCACCUUCGCCCACCCUCUCGGGGCUUCCCUGUCGGUGCCACGGGGGCGUCUCCUUCCUUAGAACCGACACUGCACGAGGCCAGGGGUCCCACGCCCGGCCCGACCUGCGCAGGCAGCGGAGUGGAAUUUGCAAGACCCAGGUGAACACGCCCAUCUCUCAGGAGGCGUGGAGGGAAAAGACGUAUGUAAUGAAGGUUUUUUUUACGUGACUGAUUUUUUUUUAAUCAAUGUUCAAACUAAUAAAUAUUUUUUUAUAAAGAGGAAAAAUAUGUAGAUUACAUUUCACAUUUUGUAUUUUUUUUUUUGUUUGUGUCUGUUUAUAUUUUGGUGUUUGCAACACCAAAGUGGAACACGCAGUCCAUUGGGGGUGGUGGUGUGGGGGGAGGGGCAGGGAAGCCACACGGUUUUUGUACCAAGCUCUGGAUCCUGACAAGCUUGUGUGUUUGGACUCUCUGGGUUUCGGGGAACAGGACACUGCCAGGACUGAAUAGGGACCUGACUCAAAAGACACAGCUUACUGCUUCCAACUUUGCACAUCUUCCUUUUUAAAAAAGAAAAUUGAGAAAAUACAAAAACUGGAACUUUUUGCAAUAUUAUGAAAGAUAAGCUUAUUUUAGCUCAUUCUGUGACAUGUGCAACUCUUAAGAAAGCCAUACUUAAUGGUGGUUGUUUUUUAUUUUUUAGAUCCUAUACUGUGUUUUGUAUGCGGCCCUUUUAGAACUACUUGUAGUGAGGGUGCUGUGUGUGCUUUUCUUAAAUAUUUAUUUUUUCAACAUGCUUUCAACCUGUCAACAAAAACAGACAAAAAAAGGGCAGUGUUUGAAGACUGUUGAUUUUUUUUCUGGGGAUAAUCUAUAUUAUAUUGACUUUAUAUUAAUUAUUAUAAACCUGUGUUUGUAUUGAAGAUGUGUUUAAUAUUUAGGGGAGAUUUUCAUACUCAGUUGUGGGCAAUCGCGGCUCUGCUGCCCUGUGUCGCUGUGGCCGCAGGACGGGCCAAUGUCACCUUCUCCAUGUGGCCCUCCGGGUUCUCGUGUGCCGAGGCGCGCUCCCAGCCUGCCUGUGGGUUUUCUUUCUGUGACGGGAUUAGCUUAGACAUUCUUGCAAAGCGAUCACUUUCAAUAAAUUGGGAAAUUGCUGCUCCA
This is a messenger RNA of Lemur catta (Ring-tailed lemur), 4998 nucleotides long. It is a transcript of the gene ZBTB46, whose product is annotated as zinc finger and BTB domain containing 46. NCBI's taxonomy places the organism in Eukaryota, Metazoa, Chordata, Mammalia, Primates, Lemuridae. The transcript is spliced from 5 exons. Bases 177 to 1928 code for a protein of 583 amino acids. The record is from RefSeq and is a predicted model, not a curated record. Gene Ontology annotation, biological process: regulation of transcription by RNA polymerase II. Gene Ontology annotation, molecular function: RNA polymerase II cis-regulatory region sequence-specific DNA binding; DNA-binding transcription factor activity, RNA polymerase II-specific; protein binding.